CCCAUCCAUUAUCUAUCCAGGCAAGAAUAGAGCAGAGAAGCCUUGCUGGGAGCUCAAGAAGCAGGCGCCAAUGGCGAGGCAUCGCCUCCUUGCCCUGCUCCUCAUCGGGGUAGUGGCAGCCUCCGCCUACCACCAAGCAGCCGCUGCUGGCCGAGGCCUCGCUGCUGUCGAGAAGCUCCCGGAGCCCGAACCUAAGCCUGUGCCGUACGCAGAGCCAAAGCCGAAGCCCAUGCCACAGCCAGAACCCAAACCAGAGCCAAUGCCCAAGCCCAUGCCCAAACCAGAGCCAAUGCCCAAGCCCAUGCCCAAGCCAGAGCCAAAGCCAGAACCAUUACCCAAACCUGAACCUAAACCGGAGCCCAAACCUAAACCAAUGCCCAAACCUGAACCCAAGCCUGAACCAUUGCCGAAGCCAGAGCCAAAACCGAAACCCAAGUGUGAACCUAAACCUAAGCCUAAGCCUGAACCUAAACCUAUGCCAGAGCCAAAACCCGAGCCCAAGCCUGAACCUAAACCUAUGCCAAAGCCUAAGCCGAUGCCUAAGCCUGAACCUAAGCCAGAGCCUAAACCGGAGCCAAAGCCUAAACCUGAACCAAAGCCAGAGCCCAAACCAGAACCAAAGCCGAAACCAAUGCCUAAACCUGAACCAAAGCGAGAGCCUAAACCAGACCCCAAGCCUGAACCUGAACCCAAACCAGAGCCGCCACCAAAAAGCAAACCACCGUCAACUGACAUUUGAUACAUUACAUGUUGUCCAAGUCCGGAGCUAGCUUAUGGCUAGUUUGAACAUGCAAUUCCUGGAAUAAGUGGCAUCUUGACAUCACCUCUAGAUAGUGAGGAUUGCACAUUUUCGUAUUUCAUGUAUUACAUUCCUCUUGUCUUUUAUCCAUGUAUGCACGAUGAGUGUACGACUUCUUUGAUUAUGUUUUACUUGUUUAAUUUUUCAUGUUUAUCUAUCUACGUGACUCGCCAUACUCCUUAUGUAUGUACGUGCAUGGAUUGUUUUCCUUCAAAUAUAGAGACAAAUUCUCUAGCCA
Molecule: messenger RNA, 1037 nt
Organism: Lolium rigidum
Lineage: Eukaryota; Viridiplantae; Streptophyta; Magnoliopsida; Poales; Poaceae
Product: protein TsetseEP-like
Exons: 1
Coding region: 71-739 (222 amino acids)
Source: RefSeq, a predicted model, not a curated record